UGUUGGGGGCAUGUGCAUGUUCAAAGCGUAGUGGCGAAAGAUAGUUGUUUUGUGGAAAAUGUAGAACAUUUUUCUCAGGAACUACAUAAUUACCAAGAACAUGAAAUGCCUCGCUAAUAGAAAAUUUUAACACUUUAACGCUGUGGAGACAGCCUUUGAAACUGUGUUAUCAGUCUGUUAACUGUCUUAGUUGGAUAAUUCACUUACACGUCAUACUUUUAGCCUCAGAAAAUGGGUCGUAGGUAUAUUUGUGAGUAUUGCGAUCGUUCUUUUGUGGAUGAGUUAUCAGCCAGGCAAAAACAUCUGAGAAGCAUUCAACAUAUUCGGAAAAAACAAGCGUACUACAGCUCAAUCAGAGACCUGAAAACGUUGGUUGAAGAGGAGUCCAAGAAGGAGACUUGCGGCCGGUUUCAGAGAACCGGAGAAUGUACUUUUGGAGAAAUAUGCGUCCAUUCUCACUACUCACCGUUUGAAUUGGAAACUUUUCGGCGGCAACUUGCGGAGAAGGAAAAGUCAACCUGCGAUGUUAAGACAAUAGCAAAUAAUUUGCCAUCUGUUGAAGAUUGGCUUGCUAAGGUGAAAAAACAGACGGGAACAGACCCAAAAACGACAGAUGGUCUUGACUCUUUCUACUCGCCUGAAGCUUCAAACCCGUUUCUGCCUGUCUCUCUACAAAAGCCACCUUUGGAAAUAUUUUCAUCUGUGAGCCUGACAGACUGGGGAUAGCACAAAUUAGUAACAUUUUUCCCUUCCAUUCCGAUUCUCUUGUCAGGUUUUGAAGUAACUACGCCUAGAGAGAAUUGCCAUCUCUCAAUCCUUAUCAUGUCGAAAAACUACUUCCUGUUGAUAGGCUAUCCCAUCUUCUCAAUUCACAGAGCCUUCCUCUGGGACCAGUGUAAACAAAUAAGAUGAUGUCUGAGUUCUUGAAGUGUUCAAGGCAUCUAAUUCACAAAUGUUUGUAAUGUCAGAAACAAGAUCUGAUUAAGGA
Molecule: messenger RNA, 988 nt
Organism: Bemisia tabaci
Lineage: Eukaryota; Metazoa; Arthropoda; Insecta; Hemiptera; Aleyrodidae
Product: zinc finger matrin-type protein 5
Cellular component (GO): U12-type spliceosomal complex
Molecular function (GO): zinc ion binding
Source: RefSeq, a predicted model, not a curated record